UGAAGAACUCAUCCAUGUCUUUACCCACAAGAAAGCUAGGAAGGGGAAGGUGAUUAUUUUCCCUUAUAGUCAUUGCGCUUAUUUUACUUGUCUGCUUAUAUAUAUAUACAUAUAUAUAUAUAUAUAUUUGACUGUAGCAUCCCAAUCUCUAUAAAAAACUAUUAUGUCAUUUCAUUUUUGAGAUUGUGAAUCUAACUGAAGACUCGCCGAAUCCCAACACAAGUUUAUCUCUCUAACGGUCCCAGAGCUACAUAUAUCACGACCCGCAGUUCUUUGUUCAUCAACCGCAAUCUAUUUUGGUUUCAUUAACGCUAACACGAUAAGAACUUUAAAAAAAAAAUUAUUAUUAGCCAGACUACCACCUGAAAAAUUAAUUUAAUUUUUGCAUUGUUUUUACAUUAUGACGUCUCUUUGAGAGUACAUUAUCUUCAUUCAGCUUUGUGUUUUUAGGAAUUGCUCUUUGACAACCCUGAGAGUGAAUAACUAUGACGUAUCCCAUUAAGUAUUAAUGACAGUAAGACUUAAUAGGCCAUAUGACAAGCGCGUGUCUUCAAUCAUUUCGUUCACUAUAAUAUAACGUCAACGACGCCGCAAAUUCAAUUUGCCCCAAGGCAUUGCACCCUCCUAGCGCCGGAUCUGGCGAAGGACCAGAGUCGACGGUGUAGUGACAAUCACAGACGUGAUAAAUUAUCUCGAAAAGUAAAAAGUGGGAGACGUCUGGAAAUUAGGGGUAGGCUUCUUGAAGUUGGAAGAAACGAAAAAUAUAUUUAAGGGGACAUGAACUUGGUAGGCUAAAUUUUCUCGUAAAAAUGUUUUGACACAGAUGUUAUUAUUAGAUGGGGAUGUCCAUGGGAUGAUAGGCUAAUCUUUUUGAAGUUUGUUAACGAAAAUGUUGCAAUCACGACAGAAGUGGACAGGGUGAAUUUCACUACAGAACUGCAGGCCCUUUUGAUUAGCCCAAAGCUAGGCAAACUUUUUUUUUUCAUGCGCAUGCCCUUCCAACCAUUUUGUGGCACACCACAAAAAACAUCCAUUAAAAAUAGACUAAACAACAUAAAAUAGUUAUUAUUCAUAAUACAGUGGUACCUCGAGAUACGAAUUUAAUUCGGUCCGCAACCUUGCUCGUACGUCAAUUUGCUCGUAUCUCAAAGCGUUUUUCCCCAUUGAAAUUAAUUGAAAUGCCAUUAAUCCGCUCCAGUCCCCAAAAUGCCACCCUAGUUGUUUUUGUUACGUGUUUUUGAAUAAGAAAAAUGUAUUUAUAAAUGACAAAUAUUGCUGCUUCUCCGUCACCCACACCAUCAGCAGUUUCUUCAUCUUUUCAUGGAGAGAGGUCCAGAGCUUAGAAAUUAUUGUAACGCCCUGAGCUGGCGUUAUACCCUUUAUCGACUCUUUCUGAUUAAGCACAAUAGAUAUCUUUGAAGUACUGCGCCCGUACAGCCUCGCCAAGUCAGGCACUCGCACACCUUCCUCGUGUUUUUUCUAUGAUUUCGCGCUUUAAUUCAAUAGACAUCAUCUUUUCUGAGCACUAACAUUUCCACCCACUUUCUUCGGACCCAUGGUUAUAAAAAGAAAUGUGAUUAAGUACUGUAAAUGGACAAAAAGCACAAUACGCGAGCACACCUUAUCAAAGAUGCUUCGACAGCGAGGCAAACAAGCACACUGACUGGGGCACUGGAUAAUGUGAGACGCACGAGACACGACUGGUGUGUCGUGUGCGGCCGGUAGACCCGCUGAUCCAGUUCCUCGUAUCUCAAAUAUUUCUCGUAUUUUAAAGCAAAACACCGCUCGCUCGACGGCUCGUAUCUAAAAAAUUUCGCAUUUUAGGGCCCUCGUAUGUCGAGGUACCAGUGUAUGUGAUAUAAAAUACAUUGUAUUUCUGUAUAUUAACUGUCUGUUUUGAAAACAUUUCUGUUACCGGUACUGCAGAGUUUGACAGUUUGGUAAAAGGCUAACAUGUGCCUUUUGUAUCAAAAGGAUUUAGACUAGAGACCGAUCAAUUUUCGGCUUCGGCGCCGAAAGUGGCCAUUUGAUCACUUUUGGCCUAAUUUCGGUUUUGGCCGAAACCGAAAAGUUAAAUUUUGGUUUAAUUUCGACAUCGACCGAAACUGAAACGUUAACUUUUGGUUUAAUUUCGGUUAGGGCCGAAAAUGAUUGAGACUGGCUGAAAAUGACUGGGGUUUUUGGCUGGCAAUCCGAUAUUCAUUAUUGCUCGACGUCUUGCUGUCAUCGUAUGUCAUAUGACUAAUACUCUGCGAAAACUGCUCACAGCUGCAUAAUGGCCUACUUUUCCUUUAUUUCCAAAAAAUAAAUUUCAAUUAUGCCUACACAAAUGUAAACAGUUUUGUGGAAGAAAAGCUAAUGUAAUGGUAAUAUUUUUAUAUCAUUAUUUUUGUUUUAAUUUUUUCAAAAAUAUUGAUAAUUUCCCCAUCAUUUUUUGAUGUAUGCAAAAUUUAUGCGUGGACGAAUUUCAAAAUACCUAAAUAUUUCAGUUUCGGCUUCGGUUUCAGUCGAAAGUCUCGUUAAGCUUUUUGUUUUGGUUUCGGCCGAAAUCAGAUAAUCUUUUUCGGUCAGUCUCUAAUUUAGGCUAUUUACGAGCCUACAUAUGAUAUGUUUUUUAUCGUCUAGGGGGGCAUUUUGAGUUGCACCCCUGCCAUCAUCUUGUGGCACACCAUGAUGCUGUGGCACAUCGAUUGUGGAGCUCUGGAAUAGGCUAUAGAUAUAAAAGCAGACGCACAUUUCAAUUUACAAUCUGAAAAUCACCCAGUCGUUAUUAUUUAUGAAAUUUAAAAAAGAAAGUUUUUUUUUUUUAAAUUAGAAGACGAUUGGAGCAGCAAUUAUCUUUUUUUUUAAAAUUGAAAUAGGACGAAGUAAUCAGAUUGCAGCUCAUCAUUAGAUAAAUAUGCUACUACAAAAGUUAUAUGUCUGAUUUGGGGCCAGGGGACAGAGGUCUGUGACGUAAUAUUUUAUUGGUGGGGUCUAACUUUGGACGAUGGGUGAGGGUGGGGUAGAAAAAUCAUCCAAAAUGGUGCAGAAUAUUUAGACAUAGUAACAAGAGGAUGCCUCGUCUGCAAAUGGAUUAUACGGAUCUAUAAUGAAUAGAACCGGAAACUGUUUCAUUACUUCCUGUGACUUAUCCGUUUGUUUUCGCAAAAUUUUUUUUUUACCUCAAACUUACUCACUUACUCAUUAUCCUCGACUAGAUAAUUAUUUUUGAGAAGUUAUUUUUUGUAAAAAAUAACAUAAUAAAGGUAUUUAUUAUAAUAAGUUAAUAUUUUCUCUUUAACUUAGUUGAGGCAUAAUUAUACUUAAAUAAUAAUAAUAAUGUAAGAGUUCAAAUUCAAGUCUAAUGGUUAGGCCUAAGGCUAAGGCCUAAGGCUAAGGCCAAGGCUAAGGCCUAGGCUAAGGCUAAGGCAAGGCUAGGCCUCUUAUAACUACUUUCUACUAGUAGUACUAGGCCUAGGGUGUUUUUUUUUACACCGGCUCCGGGUAAUUAAAAAAAAUUCCCGGUGGGUCCAAGUGUUGACCAAAAAAAAAGUUAACUUCUAUAAGACAGUCUAUGCACUCCAUCCAUCGUCAUUAGUAAAUUUAGAUAGGUACUUGGGUAAACCAGUUUUCUGCUAGUGUCAAAUAAUUACAGAGUUACGUGCCCCUUGUUCAACUUUUUGUCCACUUCAAAAUGUAAACAUUGCAUAUGCAUUGGGAAAAAAAAUGUGUUUUGUGGUUGUUUCUUUAUUAAAUAAGUAGUAUGAUAUAUCAUUUUAAAGAGAAUUGGAAGCUGAAUAAUACUGUGUCUUCAGAUUUUUAAUCACGUUGAAAAAAAAAAAAAAAAAAGUUGAAUUAAGUAAAAAAAAUAUGUUUUGUGGUUGUUUCUUUAUUAAAUAAGAAGUAUGAUAUAUCAUUUUAAAGAAAAUUGGAAGCUGAAUAAUACUGUGUCUUCAGAUUUUUAAUCACGUUGAAAAAAAAAAAAAAAAAAAGUUGAAUUAAGCUAAGUCUACUACUUAAUUUCUCGUAGAGACUCCACCAGACGCGAUUUUCAUGAUAACCACUGUUUAGAGCAUCCAAUUAUCUACUAGAAUGGGCAAAUUAAAAGUCCCUCCAACCUACCCCAACAAUUUUAUUAAAUUUUCAAAACAGUCACCACAUGGGUGUUUCUUCCCUGGAUAUCAUUUUCAAGAAGGCCGAAUCCACCUCAGCAAAUCAUUUUUAAAUCUUAAACUUAAGCAAUCUGAUUAAUAAACAAUGUUAAAAGCAUUAUUUUAAGUUAUUUGAGAUUAAUAUUAUUAACAAUGAAUACAUAUGAAUAGAUAUUUAAUUGUAUUUCUUUAUUUAAAUAGUGAAACUUCCACUCCCACAUAAUAGGUCUAUUAGGGAGUUUGGCCUUAACUACCUGACACAUUUGUAGCAUGGAAAUAUUAAGAAAAAUAUAUUUUAUCUUCAUAAUAGAUUUAAAAUUAAGAUUUCUUUAGUAUUUAGAUGAAUUGAUACUUUGAAAUGCUUCACACACACAAAAAUACUUUGUUUUAUCUUUUUAAAGGCCAAUCAAAUGACAUCAUUAAUAAUUAAAUGUUAAUCAUAUUGGCAAUUUGUAGGCCUUAGUUGAAGCAUCACAAUUUUUUUUAAAUUGUAAGGAUUCUAUGAAAAACUAAUGCUACACUUAGCAAAAAGAAAAUAGAAUUGAAAGAUAUCCCCCAUGCAAUAAAAACUCCUACUAUAAUCUACAUAUUGUACAUAUAAUAUCCGAAAAUUGAUUUGCUAUCGGCGAUAUAGAAUAAAUUAAAUUUUUUAAUGGACACAUUGGUUCACCCUUCCAUAUGCUACUUAUUAUUUUUCCCAUUUUCAAUACGAACAAUUUGAUAUACAUGACCCUAUAUUUUGAAGAAUAUUGUUCAUGUUGUGUUCAUAUUCAAAUAUGACAUAUGGAAAUUUUACGGCCAUUUUGAAUAUUAAUGAGCUCAUCUUGUGUACCAUAGAAUUUAUUGUAUGACGUCUGUUUAGAUAAUGUUAAGACGAUCAUGGAUAUAUAUGGUUUGUUAUGGUUAUCUUCAUUAAGUCAUUAAAUAACUUCAAUUUACUGCUCUUUUUUAACAUCUCUCCCAAAUCUCUGCCCAAUUUUUAUUUUAGUCACUUUUACAUGUUCCUAUAUGUCUCAAUUAACAGAGUUAUCCCAAAAUAAUUCACGAAAAAAAUCAUAACUUUCUUUAGAAUUGACCUACAAACAUAAAUUUGGUAUCAAUGAAUUGCAUUUUUCAUGCCUAUCUAACCCACUAGCUCUUAAAGCCAUAUCUUCAUUUUGAAAAUUUUACCCAAUUACCUAAUUUAGAUGUCUGCUGGCUGGAAAAGGAAGAAAAAACAAUGCAUGCAGCGGCAUGCUCACAAAGUGACAAAAUGAAACCACCACAUUUAAAAUUAAAAUGUACCCUUUGACUCCAAUACCCUAGAUUAAGUGUUAAGUGUAUCUUUGAGUCUGCCUUAAGUAAGGUGGUUCAACAAAUCAAAGUUGAAACUAUUCAUUUGCACUUACACUUAAGUUUAAGUUUGGUAAGAACGGGUUUGUAACAUACUCCAUCUCAUGAACAUGGAAGGAUGUCAAUAAAUAUUAUAAAUAAACUAACUAGGGAAACGCAACCACGUUGUGUGAGUAAAAUAAUGUCCAUUCCAUGUUUGGAGUUACCGAAUACAAAACUUACACCUCUGAGGCAGUAUUCAGACUCCCCUGAGGCAGUAUUCAGACUUCACUGAGGCAGUAUUCAGGUUUCAUAACAACUUUUGAAAUUUUUUGUGUCUUUUUUUCACUAAAUACUAAAUGGAAUUAAAGAAGCAAAGGUUCGUUGGCUUCACUUUGUCUAGGGGUCAUUAUAUUAAUUACACAAACCAUUGAUACUUAGAAUAAAGUAUCUUUAUUAACCAAACUACAUUGUCAACUGCCAUAACUCGAUCAAAACAAACUACAUCACAAAAAUAUGUCAUUUACCCUUACACACAAUACGUCACAAAAUAACAAACGUAAUAGUUAAAGCAACACAUAUACUCUCUACCCAACAUGCAAUCACAACAUACAUUCAAGUCCUUAACAGAGUAGAUUAUUGACACUUUCUUGAAUGGCUUAUGAGGUUGAUUCCGAAAUGGCAGUCUCAGCUGCACUCCCCACAGGAGAACUUUGAGUUAUGGUUUACUUAGGCCUUCUUUUAUGCCCCUUUUGUUGCCCUUUUGUUGCAAGGGCUUCAUUUUGUGCAUCUUCUGCUUGAUUUCCAUAUAUCUUGCUGUGUGCCCGCCAGAACAGCUUCCCUCAUGUUUCUUUUGCAUAUGUCCUGAAAAGUGCAGGUCUUGCCCCCUCUGCCGAUCAAUAGGCCUUGAAAUACAGCCUUCCUCCACUCUCCUUUCAUGGCCUAACCAGCAAAGGUUGGAGAACAUGCUUAACUUUUGGCACAUACCAGGACCCAGUGUUAUGCACUUGGUCCUGCCAUCGAAUGUGCAGAAUGCAUUGCAGACAACUUUGGUAGAUGCUGUUGAGUUUCUGCACUCAUCACUGGCCUAUUUUGUCCACACUUCACUGCCAUAUAGGAGUAUACCGAAAAAACAUGCUUGAUAGACACUUAUUUUUGUGGUUUUGGUGAGUUUAGACUUGUUCCACACCUUCUUAUUCAAUUUGCUGCUGCUUUUGGGAUCCUGAUGUUCACCUCUUCAUCAAUGGCGAGUGAGCUAGAGAUAUUAGACGCAAGGUAUUUGAAGAUUUUAACUACUGUGCAUCAAUGUUCCCUCUAAGGUUUGCUGGUUUUUGUGCAAAAUCAUACAGUUGUGUGCAAAGUUUUACAGAAUCAAUUUUUUGUGUGCAAAAUUUUACAGCCCACAAACACACACACACAGAAAUUACAUAAAUGAACUUAAGUGCAAAAACUUUUAUAUAAAUAAAUAAAUAAACUAUAACUAAAUAAUUAUAAUAAGAAAUGUCACAAAUAGUUCAAUCAAAGCUAUAUUUAUUUCUAUUAUUAUUUAUCCCGUCAUUGGGUCAAGCAACUAAAUUCCAACACACCCACUACCAAUGGCCACUAGUCAUUUGAUUGAUUCAAUUCUGGAGAUACUCUAGCUUCUGUCUUUCAACGAUAUCCAUCUUUUAUACACAUCGUCAAGGUUGAUCUGAUGUCCAUCAUUCUGAUACAAUUUAAUCCUCAUAUGCAUGUCUAAAUGUCAUUCUUCCAGCCUAUUUCUAGACUUUAUUUUUAUUUUAUUCAUUAGGCUGAAUCCACGUUCAUAAUGGGCACUUCAUGCAAGAAAUGUAGCACAAAUAUCCAACAGAAGGGCAAUGUUGCAGAACUGCUCAUCAUUUACAAAUCGAACCAUCUCGUCGAAAGUCUGCAUCAACCCAUAUUUCAUUUUUUCUGCAAGCACAAACCUUAAGCUACGAUACUGAUCCUCAGCUUUCUGCAGAAUGUCGUCAUAGUUUUCCAGGAAUGCUGGAUAUCUAGAAACCAGUGCUGAAGUGUUGAUUAACGCUGAUAUCUCAAAGAUUCGCCGUUGCAUCAACUCACUUAUUAGCAAGCAAUUCAGCAACCUCUUUGGGCCAUUGCACAUUUUCACCAUGGUACUGGGCAGAGAGCUUAGCGAUCCUUGCUUUUACAAACUGGUAUGCCUCGAUGGUCAAAAGAUUUUUUCUUUGUAGCAGCUUGCAUAAUUCAGCAAGUUCACCACUAACUUCAUCAAAAACAAUCAGUGCAGUUUGAAACUGCGGAUCCCUUAGUUUUUUCAAAUAGCCAAUAGGACAUUGUCAAUGGAGAUUUUCACCUGGUCAUUUUUAGUACUUUUACGUUGUGCCACUUCUUGUUUCAUGCCUUGAUCAGCUACACUUUCUGUAAGCAUUCGCAGUACACCUCCUGAUUGUAUAGAACAAAGUCUCUGUAUAGCAUCUAUGUGUAUUUUUGGUUGCUAUGCCGUUUAAGAUAAUCCAGCUUCCAUGCCUCCCACCCUUUCCCUGUGGAGAAAUUACCACCUACAUUAGCUUUGAAGCACAUCUCACUGACAAUAUCAUCAAUUUCCCCAUAUUUAAAAAUAUCACCCAGCUUUACAGUCCGCUCUGAUGAAAAAUCUGGUAGUGCUGCAUGCCCAAAUUUAAUCAGCCAUUCCGUUUUAAAAUUUGAUCGACACUUUUUAUUAGCAAGCGAUUAUGCUGACAGUUGACUUAACUGACGUUUUGACAUAAGGGUUAAAACCUUAUUAAAAAUAAUUAAAAACAUGGAUGUAUAUGUUAUAAAAGCUGUAUACGGUAAAUCUGUUUUGAAUUUUUAAAAUAAAAAUUUGCUGCGUGGAUACUCAAAAUUGCUGCGCGUCGUCUGUGAGAUAGCUGCGUGGCCGCGCAGCUAAAGGGAACAUUGUUUCCAUCAAUAUUUAUGUCUUGAGGGAUUUUUUGUGCCAUGGCAUUUGUUUUCUUAGACUGAUGGUCAGAAUAAACUCCUUCCAGGCAUGGUAGAGGCCAUUAACUGAACGCUGCAGUUCCUCUUCCAUGUGUCAUGUUAGGGCGGCAUCAUCGGCAAACAGCAUUUCAAAAUUUAGCACUUUUAUAAUCUUGGUAUUUGCAUGAACGCAGGCUUGACAGCCUACCAUCAAAUGUAGUAUGGAUGCACACUUUCUUCAGUGUACCUGAAGGAGCAUUGAGAAGAGUAUGGUACAUGUAUGUAGCCUUGAUUCCCUCUGCUGCUGAUAGGGAAUGCCUCAGAAACUAAGCUAUUGAAGCUGACUGUGGUGUGCAUGUUUUUGUGAAAUGAAUUUAUAAUUGCUCGGGGUUGUGGGGGUCAUGCAAUUUUAUGCAAGACACUGAACAGACCACCCCUUCUUACCAAGUAGUAGUAGAAUGCUUUGGUAAGAUCUAUGAAACCAAUGUAAAUUUAUAAUACACAAUACCAGCAUUAUAAUUUAUGCUUUAUUAUAAAUUAUUAUAUAAAAUUAAUAAACUUAUAAUUGAAAUAUAACUAUAGUAUUGGUAGUAUUUUAUAUUAUUCAUUAGGAUUUAAUUCUUAAUUACCGGGUUAAGGUUAGGCAAACAUAGUUCCUUUCCCCUUUUCCAGCGCACACAUAUAGUAUUGUAACUGUGAUGACAGAGUGGUGUUCCUUAUCUUUUUUACAGCACACGCUUAUAAAUUGUAACUGUGAUGACACAGUGAUCAUUUAAGUUAUUUUUCUAGUCAGUCCCAGAACAUGCCAAUGACAGGGGAAAGAAGUUCUCAGCCCGUAGAUCCUGCUGCAAAAGUGUGCAAAGAAAUAGUUCGUUGUGUCAACUUUGCUGCCAUCAAACAUAAAGACCAGCGAAGGAAAGAUGAAGCCCAAUCACCCUAUGUAAAUCACGUGAUUGGUGAGUAAUGUUGCUGUGAUAAGUAUAGUUGGGGGAUGAACUAUUAGGCCUCAAAAGCUAGUGCAGUGUGACAUGGGAUAGUGUUAGCUACAUUGUAGUUGCAGCAACGUUGAAAUUGAUCAUAGUUAAGUGCUUUGACCGUCAAUAACCUGUAUUAACUGUUAUCAUUUCAUGUCAACCAUUCUUUUCUUAAAUGAAGUGAAGCAAUUGAAAAAAAAAAAAUUUUUUGUUUGCAUUUUCCAGGUGUUGCUUACAUUCUCACAAGUGAAGCUGGGGUUUCAGAUGUCUCUGUUAUACAAGUCAGUCACUGCUUACAUAAAAUGUGUUUUUUUAAUGUUUUAAGUUUUACACAUGUUAGGUAUCUCUACAGUUAACAGCAUUUACCAUAGUUUUUAAAAUAGGGUUGUUUUUUUUCCCCGGUGUUAUGGUGUAUAAAAAGUAUACUCUUACAAUGUCAGCAUUGCUUAAUAUUUUUUUAAAUUCUGAGCAAAAAUAGGAUAGUUGAUGAAAAAAGAUCAGAAAAAUAGUUUUACAGUAACCUCUAAUGAAGUACCCGGUAGCCAAGAUCGUGACUCUCUACUUUUUUAAAACUGUAUUUUUACAUAAACAAAGCUUAAUUUAAAAUGAAAAAUUUAUUUUUAUUAAUGUUUAGUUUUAUUAUAUUUAUAGUCACUUUGCAAAUAAUCAUUGUAUUUCUCUUCCCACUUUAAAUUUGAUGAACAAUAUUUUUAAACAAUUUCUAUGUCAUUUUAAAAAUGUAAACCAUAACUCAGAUAGAGAUAAUAUUCAUUUAUUUAUUUUACAAAAAAAUUUGUUUCAAUAGGCUGCAUUACUCCAUGACACAGUUGAGGACACAAAUACAAGUUUUUAUGAACUCCAGGCAGAGUUUGGGGAGGAUAUAGCAAGUAUAUAAUGCUUGUGUGUUGUGGUCAUGUUUAAUUUUAUCAUCUUAUUGCACCAAGAAUUUCCCAGGGCUAUUUCCCUUUAUGCCAAGGUGGUUUUCUAGCAUGUAUAAGUAUAAGAAAUUAGAUUAUGUCUUUCAGAAAUUACAUCCUUUUAUGAUCUGAUUUUAAUAUUUUAAAUAUUUUAAAUAUUUAUUUAUAAAUUAGUGAACUUUUAUUCAGUGUGUUAUUUAUUCCUGAUCUAUUAAUGCUGAAAUUUUCAUCCUAAUUUAACUAAAAUAAUAUGGGGUCUACAAAAUAGUAGAUAAUUAAGGUCACCAAUAUAAUUAUAAAAUAUAAUAGAUUAAUAUGGGGGACUACAAAAUAGUAGUUUAAGGUCACCAAUUUAACUAUAAUAUAAUGAUUAGGGGGCAACAAGAUAGUAGUUUAAGGUCACCAAUGUAACUAUGAUUUAGAAUAUAAUAAUAUGGGGGGGGGGGACAAAAUAGUACAGUAGUUUAAGGUCACCAAUUGAACUAUAAUAUAGAAUAUAAUGGGGGGGCUCUUCAAAAUACUAGUUUAAGGUCACCCAAUUUAAGAGAUAAUAGUGUUCAAAAAUUCUUUAUAGAUAUGAAACUGAAGGAGAACCUUAUUUUUAAACUAAACACAGCUUUCAAAAAUCAUUGUUUCAAAAAACUUUUAAGAUUUAAAAUAUCUAGCACAUUGGUGAUGAAAGGGUAUGUAUCACCUUCACCAAACCACAAUGUUUGUACCGGUGCUCAACGUAGGUUUAGUUAGUUAGAUCUUCUUUGUUGAAGUAGUGUUUGGUUUGGUACUUACUUUACUUUAUUCCCAACUUUAUUCUUAAAAGUUAAUGCCACUUUAGAUAACGUUAACUUGUGUCUGCAGAUUUAGUCAAAGAACUUACAGAUGAUAAAUCCCUGCCCGCAGAAGAGAGGAAAAAGUUACAGGUUAUUCAUGCACCCAAGUCAAGUUACAGAGCCAAACUUGUGAAACUUGCUGAUAAGUUAUAUAAUCUCCGUGACCUCCGCCGGUCUCCCCCGGUAGGGUGGUCCAAGGAAAGAAUUCAGGAGUAUUUUCAGUGGGCAGCUCAGGUUGUGUCCGGUUUGAGAGGGACGAACAAACAAAUGGAGGAGAGUUUGUGUGAUCUGUUCUCUGAGCGUGGAAUUACUUUGUAAUGGUGUUUAUAAAAGUCCAAGCAAUAUGUUCACUGAGUCUUUUCUAAACAGCAUGGAUUUUUUCCUUAGAUGACAUUUUAAAAACAUCAGAAGGUAGCAAAGAGAGUUAAGUGAGAUUUGAAUAAAUUAGUCAUAUUAAAAAAAAUCAACUUCGUAUGUUGAAUUUGUGACAUCGGGUCACUGGAGAGAGAUCUGGAGUUUUUUCAUAAAUACAGGAUUUUAAAAAAAAUUGUAUUCGGAUCAUCAAUUCUUUGUAGCCCUUUUGGCCCUAGAAUAUUAAACAUUUUACAAUUGUCAGCAACUAACUGGUUUUUCAUAAUUUUUUAAUAUUAAUUUCUAUUUCAACUAAAGUUUGACAAAUUUCCAGUUUAAUUAUUAAUUAUUUAUAAAAAUCAUAUUUUGAACUUUUGCUGGAAUAGACAAAAAAUAUGAGAUCAGAAUUAUGCUACGCUGAUUCACUCUGAAAUUUUUAAGAGGAAGGAAAAAGAAAUAAAUUUGAAUGCCUUAAUGUUAUAUUUACCAGAUGAAUACAAUAUUUCCAUUUAAAAAUUUAAAAAAGUGAUCUUUGUCAAAAGAUUUUUUUUUUGCCACUUGUCCAAAUCUGCCUUUGAUGUUGGAGAUGUUUUUACAACAAAAUCCAACAGGCAUUUUUAUGAACGGAAAUGUUGGUCAAGGUGUUGUUGGUUGUUUUUUUUUAAAAGCUUAUUAUUCAAUAAUUGAACAAAUUUUCUGGUUUAAAUAACUUUGCAGUCUUGUGCUAGUAAGUUAUUGAACUAUAAAAAACAUGGGAGUGGAGCUUUUCAGCCUCAAUAUUCCUUCAAGCCUUGGAUAAAGUUUUGGAUUUAACUUACAAAUCUAACUAACGUACAAGUGUUUUCAUUCAGUUAAUUUUAACAUGAUGGAAAGCAUCGAUAACAGACGUAAUGAAGACCAUGUAUCUGAAGAUAUUAUUUGUUAUUUAUUUGCUUUAAAAAAACAAAAAAACAACGAUGUAUUAAAAAAUAAAAUUACAUUUUAAUAGCACUAUAAAAAAAAUAUAGCAAAAACAGCAUUAUAUAAUAUGUAUAUAUAAAUAUGUAUACCAUUUCUGAAUAUAUACUGAUAUAUGUGGUGAUAUGUUGAACAGGAUCCUUUUUGACAUGGGCUUUGCUAUGUAGAAUGACAUUAAAAACUAAAAUAUUGAAUGCUCGUAAUCAAGCAUGGUAUUUCAGUUGUAUAUUUCUAAUCUAUCCCAUUCAAACUGUUGAGCCAGAUUUUUGUGUGAUUUGUAUUGUAUAUGGAUAAUAUAUGAGGGACGUGGGUUCUAGCCAUAUAAGGUAAAAAAAUAGUGGAACAAGAUAUGUUUAGACUUGAAAAUAGAAGAGAUGAUAAUUAAGCGGACAUUUCAGCCAGAUGCCUUUUUCAGCAGACGAAACAAAUACAAUAAAUAACAGAUAAAUUAAACUUUUUUAAGAAUAAAUAAAACUUGUUUUUUCAAAUAUCUCACAGUAUAGUCAUUGUUCCACUAUUUAUUUACUGUGUUGUUUUAUAGUAGUUUACAAUUGUUUAAUAUCAACAGCAGAGUUUUGUGCAUAGUAGCUUCUAGCAAAAUAUUGUUUGUUUUACGAUAUGAUCAUAAUUCUGUAUGCUCUAUGAAAAUGUGUUAUUUACCAUGAUGAAAUUGUACAAAUAUCUUCAUAUUUUUUUUUUUAAGCAGGGGGGGGGGGGAAGACCAAAUAAAUUCUACUAACACCGUGAGGUGUUCCUGAUAAAUAUUGAUAAAUAGCUGAAACUAAUUUCUUAUAAAAUUUAUUAAAUUAUUUCCCUUUCUGUUCACGUUUUGGUUUAAAAUAACUUUUCACUCUCAUUGGUAUCACCGAUCGUUUGUGUGUUUUUAAUCAUUCUGAAGUUUAAAGCUUAUUGGUUAACAUUCCGGAAUUAUAUUUUUGACGGUCGACUCCAACAUUAUUUUGUGGGUUGUUGUUUUUUACCCCAGUGCUUCUGAAAUGUAGGAGAUAUCAGGGUGGGCUUUCAGAAAAGAUACAAUAUCUAUACACAAGAUUUUUAGUUGUUUCUAUCUUUUACCCUAAAAAUAAUUUUCAUUUAUUGGCAUGGUUCAGGGUAGGAAGUACCACUCUUGAGUCGGCUUUGAAUGCUUAGCACAGCCUAAUUUUACUUGUUACUCCUAUCCCGACAACUUCAGACAAUGUUGAGGCCUGUUGAUUUGGGAACGGUUUGAGAAGCUUGUAUGACUAUG
Molecule: messenger RNA, 13656 nt
Organism: Lymnaea stagnalis (great pond snail)
Lineage: Eukaryota; Metazoa; Mollusca; Gastropoda; Lymnaeidae
Source: the annotation of a GenBank genome assembly